UCCGUCGGGCCAGCCGCAGGUCGGUCACGUGAUCGCCCGCCCGCCGGUACCUGCGCUCCUGGCUCCUGCGGCGGGAUGCGGCCGCUCGGCGGUUUCCUGAUGCUGCUCGGGGCCGCUUCUUGCGGCCUCUACCUGCUGUCGGCGCGGCUGAGCCCGGGGGGCCCGCUCGGGGCCGGCAGGUCACUCAAGUUCCCAUCAGACUUGGAGGAGCUGCGAGAGCUUGCAGAGUUUCUACAGUAUUAUAAGCAAGAGCACCAGAGCUAUGUGCUGCUGCUGUUCUGUGCUGCCUACCUCUACAAGCAGUCCUUCGCCAUCCCUGGCUCCAGCUUUCUGAAUAUCCUCGGUGGGGCUCUGUUUGGACCAUGGAUCGGGCUCUUGCUGUGCUCUGCUUUGACUUCUGUGGGUGCCACCUGCUGUUACCUGCUCUCCAGGGCCUUUGGGAAACAGUUUGUAGUCUACUGGUUUCCUGAUAAAGUGGCCAUGCUGCAAAGAAAGGUGGAGGAGAACAGGAGCUGCUUAUUUUUCUUCUUGUUGUUUCUGAGACUUUUCCCCAUGACCCCAAACUGGUUUCUGAACCUGGCAUCUCCGAUCCUGAACAUCCCAGUUUCUCAGUUCUUCUUCUCUGUCCUUAUCGGUCUGAUCCCCUAUAACUUCAUUUGUGUGCAGAUGGGUGCCAUUCUCUCGCAGAUCACCUCCCUGGAUGCCAUUUUCUCCUGGGGCACGUUGCUUAAGCUACUGGCCAUAGCCAUGGUGGCGUUGAUACCGGGGACCCUGAUUAAGCAAUUCAGCCGGACACACCUGAAAUUGGAUGAAAAGGACCAGAAUGUUUGCCUGCUCAAUGGCAAAAAGAGCACAUGAUGGACUGGGUGCAGCAGCUGUUCAGCUGGGGAUGGUGCAAUCAUCAGCAACCAGAUGAUGUUUUAAGUUGUUGCCUGCACUGCCUCUUCUCUGCACAAGCUAGGGCAGAGGACAACUGCAGUUCUUAAAUCUUUUUAAAUCUAGGAGGAGACAUGAUAGUCUCAUUUUAAAUGGUGCUUGUAUAAAUGUGAAUGUCUGGGUCACUGGGGAGCUGCCAGUGGGCUUUGGAAAAAUCUGCGGGUCCAUUUUUCUGACCCUGCUGAAUUGGUGCCACAUUUAGUGCCAUGCUGGAGCUCUUGGCGUCCACGGAGAUUUUCCAAGUAUGUGCAGUGCCCUUGGGCUCUCUGAAGUGUUGGCAGGUACCGCUAGGUAACUGCUGUUCAUAUGGCAGUUGGUUUAAGAUGGUGGUGGUGGUAGAGAGUAGUGCAGGCUGAGAACUGGGCUAGCUGUAAUAAAUGAGCCACCUGUGUGCCUGCCUGCCCAGCGAAAGCAGCUCUGCUCACCCUGGCACACGGAGUUCAGGUCUGUUCAGACAAGGCCUCCUGCAAGGCUACAGCGUGUCACUGCCUCCUUCCUUCCCCGUCUCCAUGUGCUGUGCACUGGGGCUGUCACUAGAACUGACCUAAUGCUACAGGCUCGAGGGUUAACAGGCCCCCUACUAGGAUGAUUGUGCCCAGGGGUUUAUUGGGAAGGAUCCAUUAUUGUGCUGGAGCCCAGGCCAGACUUCCCCUUGCUUGGCUCACACAACUCACAAAGGUCGUGGUUCCUGUUGUGCUGGAUUUAGGAGAGCACAAGUGCCCUUGCUGCAUCCACAGCUGGCUUGCUCCUUGCCUUCUGGCACUGAGUACUUCUAGGCACACCUCAGCCCCACCCCACCAGAUCCUUUCCUGUGAUUGCUUGUUGCUCUGCAGCUCACUUCAGUGGCUGCAUGUUUCCCACCUUAGAAUCUGCCCCCCCCCCCAUGCCCCCCAGUUGCUGUAUUCUUCAAUGUCAUUCUUUUAGUGCUUCCUAAGGAAUGGGAAUAGCUGUACUUCCUGUCCCAGGGCAGCCCAUUGCAUCCUCAUCCCCUGUAGCCUGCCUCCAGCAGUGACCAAUAAAUCCCCAGUAUUUCAGCAGAAGAUACAAAACCUCCUGCUGUUUCCAUAAUGCCCCAGGCCACGUGUGCAAUUCCGUGCAUGGAAAGAGACUGCCUGCUUGAGAAAAUGGAUACACAGCUCCAGAGGUAGCCUCACUUGGUUAUCCAGCCUGUCUGGCCCAGAGCCAGUGCUUCUGGGUUUAUUGGAGUAUAGUUUCUAAAUGCAGGAAACCAGCACUAAACCUGGUCACUUCACAGCCAAGUCCUGUGCCUUUUACCUGCCUAUUUUUGAACAGAGAAAUCCCAGCAGCAUUAGUAUCUCCAGGGGAUCGGUCUCAGCAUCGCUUGUGCCAUCCAUGUGUUUGGGGAAAUGGCAGAUCUUUCUGUCCGUGUUUUAGCUUUCCAGGAGCGGUGUCCUGCUGACAAAGUCUCACACUGAGGAAUGGACUUGUCUGCAGUAAGGCUGCAUCUGUGCCUGGGGUGCAUUGUGAAUCAGCUGCUCCUUAGGCAAGAAGAUUGAAGGAAAAACAGCCCAGAAAUGCCUGGCUGCUGGAGCCCAUCUGAGUGGUGAUUUGUGUCCUUGCCUGGUCUCACACCAAGUGCCUUACCACCCAGGCGUCUGUGUUUACAUGUAAAUUACUGCGUCUCAUAUAAAUGGUGGUGAAACUUUA
This is a messenger RNA of Chelonoidis abingdonii (Abingdon island giant tortoise), 2604 nucleotides long. It is a transcript of the gene TMEM41A, whose product is annotated as transmembrane protein 41A. The record is from RefSeq and is a predicted model, not a curated record. Lineage: Eukaryota; Metazoa; Chordata; Testudines; Testudinidae.